AACGAGAAUCUCGAGGAAGACGAAGAAGCCAUAAUUAUUCUCUUUGAAGAAGAAAAAGAAAGAAAGAGCUAGAGAAGAAAAAACAAAAACAGCAAUGGGAGGUUCUUCUGUAUUUGGUGCAGGGAGAUCGGGGCAGACUAUAAUGGUGGCUCUCGUUCUUAUGGUUGGAUCAUUUUACACUGGCUCUCUCUUCGGAACCAACCAACCCAUUUACCUCUCUCAACCUUCUUCUUUUUCUGCUUCUUCCAAACUUGCAAACGAAAUCAAGCUUACUUACCGGACAUUACCACUAGUCAUACCGGAAACUGGGGUGAAUGUAUGUCCAGUGGAGUUCAAUGAGUAUAUCCCUUGUCACAACGUCACUUAUGUGCAUCAGCUGCUUCCCAGCUUGAAUCUCUCUAGAAGAGAAGAGCUCGAAAGGCAUUGCCCGCUGCUCGAGCAGCGCCUCUUUUGCUUGGUACCUCCGCCAAAUGAUUAUAAGAUACCUAUAAGAUGGCCAACCAGUAGAGACUAUGUGUGGAGAAGUAAUGUGAAUCAUACUCAUCUUGCUCAAGUUAAAGGUGGGCAAAACUGGGUGCAUCAGCAAGGCCAGUUUUGGUGGUUCCCUGGUGGUGGUACUCAUUUUAAGCAUGGUGCUGCAGAAUACAUACAGAGGUUGGGGAAUAUGAUGACUAAUGAAACAGGUGACUUACGUUCAGCUGGGGUGGUACAAGUUCUUGAUGUUGGCUGUGGAGUUGCCAGCUUUGCGGCUUAUCUUCUUCCUUUAGGUAUACAGACUGUGUCGUUUGCUCCCAAAGAUGGUCAUGAAAACCAGAUUCAGUUUGCAUUAGAAAGAGGCAUCGGUGCAAUGAUAUCUGCUGUUGCCACCAAACAAAUGCCUUAUCCUGCUGCCUCGUUUGAGAUGGUCCAUUGUUCGAGAUGUCGCGUUGACUGGCAUGCAAAUGAUGGCAUCUUACUUAAAGAAGUUCAUCGUCUUCUCCGACCCAAUGGAUACUUUGUGUAUUCAUCACCACCAGCGUACAGAAAGGAUAAAGAGUAUCCUAUGAUUUGGGAUAAAUUGGUCAAUCUAACUAGUGCAAUGUGCUGGAAGCUCAUUUCCCGGCAGGUACAGACUGCAAUAUGGAUUAAAGAAGAGAAUGAGGUGUGUCUUAGGCAGAAUACAGAGCUAAAGCUCAUUAGUUUAUGUGAUGUGGAAGAUGUUUCUCAACCAUCAUGGAAACUUCCUCUUAAAGAUUGUGUGCAAAUUAGUGGACAAACACAAGAGAGACCCUCUUCUUUGGCUGAACGUGUUUCUGCGUAUCCUACGACUCUAAGAGAAAUAGGCAUCAGUGAAGAUGAGUAUACAUCAGAUACAGUCUUCUGGAGAGAACAAGUUAAUCAUUACUGGCGGUUAAUGAAUGUCAAUGAGACUGAAGUGCGGAAUGUGAUGGACAUGAACGCAUUCAUUGGUGGGUUUGCUGCAGCUAUGAAUUCGUAUCCUGUUUGGGUAAUGAACAUAGUACCUGCUACCAUGAAUGAUACCUUGACUGGAAUUUUCGAGAGAGGCUUAAAUGGCGCUUUCCAUGAUUGGUCUGAGCCUUUCUCAACAUAUCCACGCACGUACGAUUUGCUGCAUUCCGAUCAUGUCUUCUCUCACUACAAAAGCUACGGAGAUGGUUGUUUGCUAGAGGACAUCAUGCUUGAGAUGGACCGCAUAGUUCGCCCUCAGGGAUUUGUGAUAAUAAGGGACGAGGAAUCUAUAAUAUCAAGGAUCCGAGAAUUGGCUCCAAAAUUCUUGUGGGAAGUGGAAACUCAUCAGCUUGGGAAUAAAGGCAAGAAGAUAACAGAGCCUGUUUUGUUUUGCAGAAAGAGAUUCUGGGCAAUCAUUUAAAUAGACUGGCUCUGCUGCUUCAUUUUUGUUAAUAGGUUACAACAAUGACCUCUUGGGUCUUAUUAUAUAUAUUAGGUGGGAUCUCUACUCUACUCUUUACAAGUGCCUUCCAACUUUUGUUCCUUCCUUGA
Messenger RNA from Capsella rubella, 2001 nucleotides. Its product is annotated as probable methyltransferase PMT6. NCBI's taxonomy places the organism in Eukaryota, Viridiplantae, Streptophyta, Magnoliopsida, Brassicales, Brassicaceae. The record is from RefSeq and is a predicted model, not a curated record. Bases 95 to 1870 code for a protein of 591 amino acids. The transcript is spliced from 7 exons. Gene Ontology annotation, molecular function: methyltransferase activity. Gene Ontology annotation, cellular component: trans-Golgi network; cytoplasm; endosome.